Chenopodium quinoa (quinoa) is the source of this 2651-nucleotide messenger RNA. RefSeq names its product E3 ubiquitin-protein ligase RNF14-like. The transcript has 7 exons. The record is from RefSeq and is a predicted model, not a curated record. Gene Ontology annotation, biological process: ubiquitin-dependent protein catabolic process; protein polyubiquitination; positive regulation of proteasomal ubiquitin-dependent protein catabolic process. NCBI's taxonomy places the organism in Eukaryota, Viridiplantae, Streptophyta, Magnoliopsida, Caryophyllales, Amaranthaceae. Gene Ontology annotation, cellular component: ubiquitin ligase complex; cytoplasm. Gene Ontology annotation, molecular function: zinc ion binding; ubiquitin protein ligase activity; ubiquitin conjugating enzyme binding. The coding region runs from base 280 to 2280 and encodes 666 amino acids.
CACAAGACUUUAGUCGACCAGGCUAGCCUCAUUCACUCAUUUGCCAAAUUGGCUUUACGGGUUUCCUGCUGUGAUAAAAUGCAGCCCAAAAUAUAAUUUUUUAAAAAUUACAGCUUAUUAUAAAUCAGAAUCAGAUUCACUGCAAUUCAUUGUUUCAAUACAUUAAUACUCUGUUAAUUGUAUACUCCUCCACGAAAAACCCUGAUUAAUUUUUUUUUUAUUGUAAAAUUUUCUGUUGUAUUUGUUGCGAAAAUUUCUGGUAUUAUAAGCUCAAAAAUAAUGGGGAGAAGCCGGCAAAAGAAGCAGAAUAACUCCCAACGCCACCGAGAAGAAGAUGAUUGCACUGUAAUUCCUUUAAGCGAAAACCCCAGAAAACAAGCUGAUCAUCAUCAUCAAGAUGAUCUUGAACAAUCCCAAACCCCUUCAACAUCAAAUUACAGGCCUUCUAAUGGAAUUAAAUUCAGAUGGGUGUCCAAAAAUCGGGUUUCCGGUGUCGAUAAAUCGGGUUGUGGGCCUGAAGUUGAGGUGGGUGGGUCCAGUUCUGGGCAGAAAUCUGAAGUGGGUGGGUCCAAUUCUGGGGCGGUUGAAGGUUGGCAAGGAUUAGAUGAGAGAGAAAGUGAGGUAGGAGAGAGAUAUUGUGAAGUUGAGGAGGAGAAGAAUGAAGGGUGUGAGUUGAGUAAGGAGGGUAAUGGUGUUGAAGAUGUUGUUAGAAGAUUGGAAGAAUUACAAUUUGAGGUUGAAGAAGUGGAGUUAUCUGAAGAACAGAUUAAAAUUAAUGAUCAAGCUCAAGAGGAUGAGUUGCUUGCAAUGGAGUCCAUAUAUGGAGACAAUGUCUAUGUCCUAGAAAAGCGACAAGGUUUGCGAUCUUUCCAGAUUCACAUACACAUUGAACUUCCUGGCGAGUAUCCUGUAUCAGCAAAACUAAAGGCAGAUACUCGCACUAAUUCCAAAUCGCGCGACUCUGAUGAAUUCUUAUACACUUUCAAAGUUCAGUAUCUGUCACCUAUUGUAUUGACAUGUUUGUUGCCUGUAUCGUACCCAAGUCAUUGUCCACCUUCUUUUACAAUCUCAGUUCAGUGGUUGCAUGAAUCAAGAAUUUCCAACCUUUGCUCCAUGCUAGAUUUAUUGUGGAAUGAGCAAGUAGGGCAAGAGAUCCUGUACCAGUGGGUGGAAUGGCUACAUAGUGCAUCUCUUUCAUAUCUUGGCUUUGAUGGGGAACUUAUGCUUGGACCAUACGAUGUGAAAAGUGUUUCAGACAGGCGGGCUUUUUCUGGAAGUGUUUCUCCUGACAUAGAUAUACCCUCAAUGAGGAGUUACAAUGAAGAGAGACGACAUGAAAACUUCCUCAGUGGCUGUCAUGAAUGUUGCAUUUGUUUCAGCGAAUAUGCAGGGACAGAGUUUUUGAGAUUGCCAUGCCAUCACUUCUUUUGUGUAAAAUGCAUGACGACUUAUGCUGAUGUGCACGUGAAGGAAGGCACAGUAAAUAAGCUGCAAUGUCCCAACACCAAAUGUGGUGGUAUGAUCCCUCCUGGUUUAUUGAAACGACUGCUGGGUGAUGAAGAGUUCGAACGUUGGGAAUCAUUGAUGCUACAAAAAUCCCUUGAUGCAAUGCCUGAUGUAACUUAUUGCCCCAGAUGUGAAACAGCAUGUCUAGAAGAUGACGACCAGCAUGCUCAAUGCUCAAAGUGCUUCUUUAGCUUCUGUUCUCUUUGCAGGGAACGACGUCAUGUGGGGAUAGCAUGCAUGACCCCAGAGAUGAAGCUUAAAUUCUUGGAGGACCGCCAAAAUUCAUCCCUUCUUAAAGAUGCACAAAGACGCAAGGAGCUUGAUAUGAUUAAUGAACUUCGUAGUGUGAAGGAAAUACUCCGUGAUGCCAAGCAAUGCCCAUCCUGUAAGAUAGCUAUUUCUAGAACUGACGGGUGCAACAAGAUGGUGUGUAGUCAGUGUGGGCAGUACUUUUGUUACUGUUGCAGCCAAGCAAUUAGUGGAUAUGAACAUUUCAGGGAGGGAGCUUGUCAACUUUUUCCUCAAGAAGCAAUUGUGCAAUGGGAAGAGCAUAUGAAUGAGCGUCAAGUCAUUGGGCAGAUUCAAGCUCAUCUUUUUGCUGCAAAUGCACGGCCUUGUCCUGGAUGUAAGCAGUUGAAUGUCAAGGUUGGAAACAAUAAUCACAUCUUCUGCUGGGCAUGCCAAAACCAUUACUGCUACCUUUGCAGAAAGAUGGUGCGACGUAGCUCUGAGCAUUAUGGACCAAAAGGAUGUAAGCAACAUUCAGAAGGGUAGAUGGAUCAAGGAGAGGGAAAUCUAGUAAUUGUCUACCUUGAGGUCAGCUGAAACUUUCUUCUCCCGUUUUGUAGGGAAAGCAGUGCUGUCUUGGUGAAUUCAAUUUCAUACAUUGAGUUCUACAUGUAAUGUGGAAUUCUUUAGUGGUAUUUCGAUGAGUUUCGCUCAAGUUAUGUAGUAUUUUAUAUAUUUAUUUGUGUGAUUUACCGCACUAGAUGAGUCAGCAACAAUCAUCUUAUUGAGGAAACCAUAAAUUUCUUGCUACAUAUGAGUUUUUAGGUUUUUUUUUUUUUUUUUUUCCUUUUUGGAACAGUAUUUAUUUACAUUUAAGUCCUACAGAAAUACAGAAUACAGCAAUUGUUUUACAGUUA